AUGUGCGGCCUCGGCAAAUUCUUCAAAUCCAAGACCUACCCCAAAUCCACCGCGCCCUCCCUCUCCCCCUCUCCCGAAAUCCCACCACAGCCAUCCUCCUCCUCCCCCUCCACCAAACCCCACGGAAAGGCUUCACCCAAAUCCCCCCUCCCCCUCACCGGCAAGAUAGCCCUCAUCACCGGCGCCUCCAAAGGAAUCGGCGCCUCCAUCGCCACAAAGCUCCACUCCCAAGGCGCAACCGUAAUAAUCAACUACUCUCGCGACGCCGCGCCCGCCGCCGCCCUCGUCGCCCAGCUCGGCCCCUCCCGCUCCCACCACAUCAAAGCCGACGUCAGCAGCGUCACCGAGUCCAAGCGCCUCGUCGACGAGACCGUCUCCCGCUACGGCCGCAUCGACAUCCUGGUCCUCAACGCCGGGGUACUACCGAAUCGCGGCCUGGCCGCCACGACGGAGGCCGAGUUCGACGGCACCUUCGCCGUCAACGUGAAGGGCCCGUACUUCAUCACCCAGGCCGCGGCACCGCAUAUACCCGCGGGGGGCAGGGUGGUGUUUUUCAGCACGUCGCUGACGGCCGCGACGACGGUCACGCCGAAUUAUUUGUUGUAUAUUGCGACGAAAGGGGCGGUGGAGCAGAUGACGAGGGUGCUGGCGAAGGAUCUAGGGAGGAGGGGGAUCUGUGUCAAUUGUGUUUCACCCGGGCCGACGGGGACGGAUCUGUUUUAUAAUGGGAAGCCGCAGGAGGUGGUGGAUAUGAUUGCGGGGUGGAACCCGAUGGGGAGGAUUGGCACGCCGGAGGAGGUGGCGAAUGUGGUGAGCUUUUUGGCGGGGCAUGAGUCGGCGUGGGUUAAUGGGCAGAAUAUGAGGGUUAAUGGCGGCAUGGCUUGA
Molecule: messenger RNA, 885 nt
Organism: Morchella sextelata
Lineage: Eukaryota; Fungi; Ascomycota; Pezizomycetes; Pezizales; Morchellaceae
Exons: 1
Coding region: 1-885 (294 amino acids)
Source: RefSeq, a predicted model, not a curated record